Molecule: messenger RNA, 2223 nt
Organism: Myotis lucifugus (little brown bat)
Lineage: Eukaryota; Metazoa; Chordata; Mammalia; Chiroptera; Vespertilionidae
Gene: DNASE1L1
Product: deoxyribonuclease 1 like 1
Exons: 10
Coding region: 454-1383 (309 amino acids)
Biological process (GO): DNA catabolic process
Cellular component (GO): nucleus
Molecular function (GO): DNA nuclease activity
Source: RefSeq, a predicted model, not a curated record
CGCAAACGCGCUCGGGCUGCUUGACGGCAGCGGGGCACCUCCCCCGACCCCGCCCGGCCCAGCGCAGCCUCAGUGCCUGGCGCCGGCUUGCUGCGAGGGCCUUUUGUCUCAAUUUGUCCCCAGAAAAAUCAUGCUGCUUGGGAAAGUCCAGAGGCUGAGCGCCGGGCCUGGGAGAAUGCAUCUAGGGGUUUGCACUCAGGCGCCAGCUGUUCGCCGCCCUCAGCACAGGCAACCAUUCUUUAACCAGCUGCUGCCGCUUGAUCUCUGUGACUCACAGGCAGCUGAAGCGAUUCCGUGGUGUGUCUCGAUCCGCUUACAGCCGAGGCAGGUGUGUAGACAAGCUGGUCUGCGCAGAACCCCAGGUCCUUCUGAAACCACAAGCAGGCCCAGCUGGGACUCCACCCUGGGGCGACCUGGAUUCCUGCAGAGGGUCCCAGCAGCCCAAACACAGCCAUGCGCUGGCCAGCUGUGCUCCUGCUCCUGGUGGGCGUGGCCCAGGCCUUUCGCAUCUGUGCCUUCAACGCCCAGAGGCUGACGCUUACCAAGGUGGCCAGGGAGGACGUGAUGGACCCCUUAGUUCGGAUCCUGGCUCGCUGUGACAUCACGCUGCUGCAGGAGCUGGUGGACUCUUCUGGCAGCGCCCUCUACCUCCUGCUCCGAGAACUCAAUCGAUUUGAUGACUCCGGGCCCUACAGCUCCCUGAGCAGCCCCUUCCUGGGGCGCAGCACAUACAUGGAGAAGUAUGUGUACAUCUACAGGUCACACAAGAUGCAGGUCCAGGAUUCCUACCUGUACAAUGACAAGGAUGACCUCUUUGCCCGGGAGCCCUUUGUGGCCAAGUUCACUUUGUCCAGCAAAGACCUUCCCAGCUUGGUGUUGGUCCCCCUACACACCACUCCGAAGGCCGUGGAGCAGGAGCUGAACGCCCUGUAUGACGUGUUUCUGGAUGCCUCCCGGCGCUGGAAGAGCGAGGACAUAAUCCUGCUGGGGGACUUCAAUGCUGACUGUAGUUCACUGGCCAAAAAGCGCCUGGAGGAGCUGAUACUGCGGACUCAGGCCGACUUCUACUGGGCGAUCGCCGACAGCGAGGACACCACCGUGCGCGCUAGCACCAACUGCGCCUAUGACCGUAUCGUGCUGCACGGGGAGCGCUUCCGGAGGCUGUUGCAUACAGCUGCUGCCUUCAAUUUCCCCCGGAGCUUCCGGCUCACCGAGGAGCAGGCCCUCAACGUCAGUGACCACUACCCCGUGGAGGUGGAGCUGAGCCUGAGCCUGAGACUGAGCCGGGCGGGGCAUGGGACCCGGCCCCUCAGCCUGGCCACUCUGUUGCUGUCCCCGCUGCUGCUGCUGCUCCUGCCCCCACAGCUGGGCCUGGGGGUCUGAACCUCACCCACCCUGGUGUCUGCUGCCCGCAGAGGUGAUGACUGACUAAACUGCCCUCAGGACUCAAACCCCAGCCUCUCCUGGCCCUCUGCCCUGCAGCCAAAGCGACUCCUGAAGGGCUUCAACUGUCCCUGCACAGCUCUGCCCUUCCUUGCUCUGCCCAGCUCGGCCCUGCCCAAUCCUGCCCAACCCAGCCCUGCCCAGCCCUGCCCAGUCCUGCCCAAUCCGGUCCUGCCCAGCCCUGCCCUAUUGGACUGCAGCCCUCUGCCUUUUCUUUGGUUUGGCUUGUGUUCUUUUGCUGGGCCUGUGCCUGGCAUGAGAGUGUGUAAGAGGAAGGCAGGGGCCCCGAGGCUGGGGGAGGGGAAAGGGGCUUAGAAAAGGGAAUCACAACAUAUGCAAAAUUAUGACAAAAAGGAAACACAUACAAACUGAGAACGAAAAGCUAGAUAGGAGGGACACUACACGUGUGGAACAGAUACGUCACUGGGCCACCUGUAUUGUACAUGGGAUUCACGUGAAUCAGCGUGACCACACACACACACACACACACACACACACACACACGAAAAAAUGGCUGAUGCACUGAAACUCGUGUGAUCUAAUGAAAAUAGCUGCAAACACACCCAACGCCUGUGGCGAAGCCCAUGAACUGCAGUCAGUCCACGUUGGCACAUUCAUAGAGUGUGGCCCCAGGCAGAGUGGUUACUAAGGCUACGGAUGCACAGAACAUAUAUGAACCGGCUGUCAUGUAAUAGCUUUAACUGUAAGAAAUUCUGUUUUUUUAAGCAUGAUGUUUGCUUUGUGAAGCAGUUGUAUUAAAUGAUGGUCACUGUGUCCCUA